This is a messenger RNA of Salvelinus namaycush (lake trout), 804 nucleotides long. Its product is annotated as N-acetylglucosaminyl-phosphatidylinositol de-N-acetylase-like. The record is from RefSeq and is a predicted model, not a curated record. The coding region runs from base 409 to 804 and encodes 131 amino acids. The transcript is spliced from 7 exons. NCBI's taxonomy places the organism in Eukaryota, Metazoa, Chordata, Actinopteri, Salmoniformes, Salmonidae.
ACAUUAUAAUUAGAACAUUUCUGAUUUUCAUAUCAACUGGAUAUUCGUUGACUUAUGCCAAUUUUCGAUGUUUUUGUAAUUAGAUAUUAUAUAUGGUCGUGAGUUCAAAUGUUAUGUUGCGUUCCAGAAACAGGAAAUGUAGCAAAUUAACUUAUUUUAGGCGGAACCUUUGAUAAAUAAGACUGAAAAUACGGAAUGUUUAUAAGAACGGCAAAAAAAAUGCAUGUUUUAUUUGUAAUUUUCGUAGUACCUAUGUCUGGAUAAAAUGCAUUUACUAUCAGCAGAAUUCAGCAAAGUCACGUAAACUGUUUAAAUUUGUUAUGUAGAGACAAGCAAUUCAACUCAUCUGAAACAAGCGAUUUGUCUGGCGAUGUUCGAGCACUCUUCAACUGCCUAUCCAGAUGAUGAAUGCAUGUUCUUUGUACAAACAAUUUUAAGACUCGAGGAACUAAAUUCCUCUUCAUUUGUGUAUCUCAAGGCAAUUACUACAAUCAAGGUGUACAGCGUCGAGAAGAGCUUCUAGGCAGCUGUGCGGUGUUGGUAAUACCAGCCUCCAGAGUCAUUAUGCACGAUUGCAAGGAUGAAGACAUGGAUGUCUCACGGUACAGUGGGAGAUCUCCCAGACGAUCCCAACGUAGAAUGGAGCAUCUCAAUGGCCUCCUCUCUAAUCCUGAAGCACAUCAGAGCACACUCCAUCAACCUGGUGCUGACCUUCGAUGGAAGAGGAGUGGCCAUAGCAAUCACACUGCCAUCUACAAGUCUAUCAGCUAUCUCACUUCCACUGGGAAGUACCAGAUGGCUUAG